AGACGGAAACUUCGCUGAUGGUAUUUAGCAGACAGGCAGAAGGACAGCCCCAACAUGACUACACAGCGUUUUGCUUACACGAUCACGAAGAGUCCCACAUAUUGGCAUAAAGAGAAGCCAUCCGUUGCCCGUCCAGGCGUCACGAAAUCACUGUGCGGGAGUUCGCACAUCUCUGACCCAGCUCCCGCAUUUGCUAGUCUGGACGGCUGAUGGAGUGAAGAACUUUGACCAGGAAAGCAAUGGGCAGGAUCCAAGUUUUGCCCGUUUCGUAGCAACCACAACGACGAACCGCUACAACGAUCAUGACUCCCACCACAACAUCGACGACCGCUGCUCCUCUGGAUGCCUUGGACAGCAUCACUUCGCACUCCAUGGAAAGGCUACCAGCCUGGAGGGGUUGCCACGUUAAAUUAUGGCUAGCUUUUCUCCAUCUUUCUCGGCAUCUUGCUCCCCUUUUGCCUUGUAUUCUCAUGAAAUACUGGGCGAAAGGGGUCGAGAGGAAGGGACCAAGAUGAAGCCAAGCUGAGUCUAACUAAGCCGCAUCAUUCGCGACAACCCAAGCGACAACGAUUUGGACCACUUAGCCAAAUGCGCAAGGAUGUGCGCAGACUAUGUGGCGACAGGCAGCGAAGGAUGUGCCGGAUUUGUCUACGAGAAGCAAGAUAGGGCCCCGCUCUACAAGAAGCGCAUGGCGGGAGUAGCGGUUCCUAGGUAGCGGCACGCCUGUUCGAAAAGGUGAACAGAAGUGGUGAGGAGGUGGGGAGAAGACAUCACUUCGAUGGAACAUGGAGCGAUUAUCUAAUUUCUGUGGGAUGGACACAUCAUUGC
Messenger RNA from Amoebophrya sp. A25, 828 nucleotides. The record is from the annotation of a GenBank genome assembly. NCBI's taxonomy places the organism in Eukaryota, Dinophyceae, Syndiniales, Amoebophryaceae.